Messenger RNA from Gryllus bimaculatus (two-spotted cricket), 1579 nucleotides. Lineage: Eukaryota; Metazoa; Arthropoda; Insecta; Orthoptera; Gryllidae. The record is from the annotation of a GenBank genome assembly.
CUAAAUACACAUAAAUAUAAAUGGCAACCCUGUCAUAUUAUAAAAAUAUUAGUAAACAACAGUUUUACAAACGCGAUGUUCAUUUUUCUACAUACUAGUACGCUGAGGUGUACUUAUCAGGCUUUUGGCGUGGAUAUUCAUUUCGCUACCAGCUUACUUAUAUACUUACCCGCAGAAGAAUUGUUGCUGAAGAAUCUCCCGUAGUAGCCAAUUGUGAAGCGCCUUUAGUGUGCUUUGGGACGCAGGCAUACGAGCUCGUCUCUCAGAGGAUUGAUAUUGGAUUGGGAACUGGGCUUAUUUUUCAUACGUAAUCGAAUAUUUCGUUGUAAUUAAUCUACUAUAGUCAUGUCCAUGGACAAAGUCAUUCCCGUGGUGAAAGCAGAGGAUGCCGAGGAAGAGGAGGAAUUGGUUGAUCCUCAACAACAGCUUCGAGAUGCAUGCAACGAGCACAAAAAUAUACAAUCCUUACGAGAAAAAUAUGAAACUUGCAAUGAUAGAGUAAAUUCCAGGAGUCGGACUACAGAAACAUGUGUUGAAGAACUUUUUGAUUAUCUUCAUGCAGUGGAUCAUUGCGUUACUAAAGAUUUAUUUUCGAAAUUGAAAUAGAUGUGUCUCUUGAACACAUUUCAUGUAGAAAAUCUAUUAUUCCUUGUUUUGUUGUAAAAAUGUACAAAUAAAAAUUAAUGUAGAUAAACUGCACUUGGUAGCACAGAAUUUUUUGAAGGAUGUAAGAGUUCAUUCUAAUCGCACACUUCCUCUGUAUAAAUUAGAUUUUUUUUUCUCUGGAAUACAAAACACUUGGGCAAGUCUUAUCAUUCACUUACUGUUACACAUUUGCUAAGAUGCUGAUAAAUUUGUAAGCAAAAAAUUUGGACAAUAUAGGGUACUUGAGAUUCAAUUUUUAUCAAGUUUUAUCCAAAUAGUAAAAACGUUGUUAGUUUUUUUUCUAAGGUAAAAUAUUUUAAGUAUUGUGAAGGAGCUUAGCUUGUAAUGACACGAUACAUGUGUUUUUUGUUUAUGGUGGAAUUUUUUAAAUUGUUGAUGUGUAUUGUCUUGACAGAAUUGUAUUUGAAACAUUGAUAUCGAAAUUCCUUUUUACUUGCUGUUUUUCUGAUGGAAAAUUAGACAUUUUUUUAAAGUAACCAAUGAUGGCUAGGAAAGAAGUUCAGGAAAUACUCCUAUGCAUUUGGAUGGAGCAGUUUCAUCGCUACAAUUUCAGUACAUUUUUAUCAACAUGUGGAAAGCUUUGAGAUUUAAGAUUUCAUGGUGGUUUUGUGGUCACAGCUGCUGUUUCUGUUGUUGAGUAUGCUGUCUAGACUUGCCAAAAUGAACUGCCAAUAGAUAAGAUUUAUGUUGAUCUAACUCGUUAUUGUGUUGUGAUGGCAAUAUUUCCGAUUGGGAUUAUUAACACACAAAAAGUAAUAAUGUCGUAGUUGGCUGAACACUGUUGACUUAGAAUAUUUCAGCCUGGCACUGUUUGUCCUAGAAGAAAACAUUGAAAAAGAAAGAGAAAAGUAACUAACUUUUUCCAUACAAGUAUAUUUUUUUUUUUUUUCAUUUAUACUUGGUAUUUUCUUCC